Messenger RNA from Aaosphaeria arxii CBS 175.79, 569 nucleotides. RefSeq lists its product as uncharacterized. Bases 122 to 484 code for a protein of 120 amino acids. The record is from RefSeq and is a predicted model, not a curated record. NCBI's taxonomy places the organism in Eukaryota, Fungi, Ascomycota, Dothideomycetes, Pleosporales. The transcript has a single exon.
UUCCAUGUGCCCGUCCUAUCCAGCUGCUCCCAGCGACAUGCAUGAGGGGGUAUGAUAUGGUAUGGUAUGGUAUGGUCUAGUUGGGUAGGGUACGGUUCAGGAAUGAUCACUGCCCCUUCAAAUGCACAGCCUUGGCUGCUAUUUGGGUGCGCUGCGUGCUGUGCGCUGUGUCGUCGUGAAUACACACAGACAUGGUGUGCUGUGGAAUGAUGGUGCGGUGAUGCGACAGGAUGUGCUCGUUCGUUGCCUUUGCGGGGCACGUUCGCCCAUGAUGACACGCAGCAUCUUGUGGCUGGCUCGUUCUUCAAUUUCCUUGCCUGGAGACACGGCUGGAGACGAACGAACACCCAUCGCAACCAGCACACCACGAGUUCACAGGACCAUCACAUCGCCUUCGCUCUCCACGCCAGGUAAAUCCCCCAUAGGGCACCAAAAGAGUUACGGCGAACGCCUCACACAAGAGAAGAGAAUUUUUCGGACUUGAUGGUGUUAUGACUUAGCUGGAAGGCCUGUAUGACUGGCUACAGCUGCUAAUGCUACUGCGAGUGUCUGCUGGGUUGCGCUUUGCU